Messenger RNA from Aspergillus pseudoviridinutans, 1479 nucleotides. Its product is annotated as putative phosphatidylglycerol specific phospholipase. Gene Ontology annotation, molecular function: hydrolase activity, acting on ester bonds. The record is from RefSeq and is a predicted model, not a curated record. Bases 1 to 1479 code for a protein of 492 amino acids. The transcript has a single exon. Gene Ontology annotation, biological process: phospholipid catabolic process. Lineage: Eukaryota; Fungi; Ascomycota; Eurotiomycetes; Eurotiales; Aspergillaceae.
AUGCAACCCAAAGCAGAUGAAGAUGCACAUGCAUCAUUCCCACCAGAUAAACAUGCCUCGGACGAGACGGAGCGUCUGCUACGGCAUGAUCCACCCGAGGAGAUAAAUAUCUGGGCGUCGCGCAGACAGUCCCGUUCCUGGUGGGCCAUCAUCGCCAUCUCGCUGCUGCUGUUUACUAUGUCCGUCCUGUCGCUGGCUGUUUUCUUCACGCUGGGUUUUGGCGCAGGGGCUGCCCCUCAUGUGCCCCAGAGCAGACUGUCCAGUCCGAUCAAGAACGUCGUGGUUCUGGUGCAGGAGAACCUGUCGUUCGACAACUACGCCGGCGGCCUCACAUACCAUCCCAGUAUUGACGGUCUCGUGAACCGCGAGUACUGCAACCCGGCCAAUGUAUCCGAUCCCCACUCGCCGAUGGUGUGCGCAAAGCCCACGGCGAAGAAUGUCGCCCCGGAUGAUCCUGAUCACAGUAUCACCGGUGGGAACCAGCAAGUGUAUAGCACCUAUCAUCCGGACUACGACCUGAAUUCCCCCAACAUGCAAGGCUUCGUCGCCGAGCAGAUCGCCUCGUACGGCAUCGAAGGCGACCUCUCUCGCGCAGGCGAGGUCAUCAACUACUACACCCCGGAGCACGUCCCCGUCUUCAACGCCAUGGCCGAGAACUUUGUGCUCUUCGAUCGCUGGUUCGCCGCCGUGCCCGGCCCAACCAAUCCUAAUCGCGCCUAUCUGACCUCCGGCACGUCGCACGGCCACGGCACCAACGACCCCGACUUCGACAGGUCGGCGCUGCCUCAGCGCUCCAUCUUCGAGCAGCUCUCCGCCAACAACAUCAGCUGGAUCAACUACUCCAACACGACCGGCUUUCUCCCGGACGCGCUCUUCUACCGCUGGACCGCCAUGUCAGGACUCGGCGAGACCAACGUCCGCCCCAUUGACCAGUUCUACCGCGACGCAAAAGCAGGCACCCUGCCCCAGUUCACCUGGAUCAACCCGGAAUGCUGCUCGUACAUGUCCUUCCAUCCCCCGUCACCCAUCAAUAUGGGCGAGGGCUGGAUCAAAAGCGUCUACGAGGCGCUCCGCUCCUCCCCGCAGUGGCACGAGACCCUCUUCAUCCUUACCUUUGACGAGCACGGCGGGUUCGCGGACCAUGUCCCUCCCCCGGAGAACGUGCCUGCAGGCGACGACCUGACCUACACCGAGACGGCGCCGGACGGCAAGGUCGCCACGUUUGCGUUUGAUCGGUUGGGGAUCCGGGUGCCGACGGUGCUGAUGUCGCCGUGGGUGGGCAAGGGUGUUGUGCAGAACAAGCCGACGGAUCAGAGCGGGGAGUUCACCCAUACGUCUAUCCUGAAGUUUGUGGCUGAUCUGUGGGGGUUGGAGUACUUGUCGCCGCGUGUGGCCUGGUCUGCUAGUUUUGCGCAUUUGAUUAAGGAUACGUAUCGUGAGGAUACACCGGAGAAGUUACCUGAGCCGGCGGAUUUCUAG